Molecule: messenger RNA, 3025 nt
Organism: Pogona vitticeps (central bearded dragon)
Lineage: Eukaryota; Metazoa; Chordata; Lepidosauria; Squamata; Agamidae
Gene: TMEM139
Product: transmembrane protein 139
Source: RefSeq, a predicted model, not a curated record
ACGAUUUAUAUCUUUAUGGAGCUCAUAAAUAGUUUUAUGAAUAGGGCGGAUCACAUGGGGUUGGUCCUAAGGCCCCACCCUGUGGAAGGUGUCAAUGAAGGCAUUCUGUGGAAAAAUGAGUGCUCUUAGCCCCAGUAAGGAAAGAAGAGCUGGAGGUGCGAUUACACAUAACUUUUGUAUACGCCGCCCUUUUCCCUAGCUAGCUUCCUGCUCACAUGAGUUGACAAGCUGAGAGUGUAAAAGAGGAAAGAGAAGAGCAUUCUGAAAAAGAAGAAAAAAAUGGGGGGACCCUUCAACCUGAAAAGAUCUAGUGAAAUCUGACUCUCUCUCUAAACUUGUAACUUGCUUCUCAAGUAUACUGAUAUUCCCUUAAAAGGGUGAAGAUAGGAGGGGAGAGGCAGUGUUGGAGUUUCUUCCCCUGCUUGGAAACGGAACCAAAGACGUCUGCAAACAGGUCCCUGGGAAUGACAACAGGUUCCAAGGCUUCAUGGCUGGGGCUGGCAUAGAACCUCCCUGUCUGAUGCCCAUUCUGCCGACUGACCAGCCUCUUCCUAUUGAGUGCCAUAAUCGCCAUUCACACUGCCAUGUUGUCGGAGGCAAAGUGGAAGAGCCUCCGUCACACCUUGCUGGUGCUCUUCACUGCCACAGUUCUCAUUGGGGUCACCUUGCUGGCCCUAUCCUCUAACAUGAACCCUGUAGGAUUUUUCUUCAUCGCAGUUGCAGCGUUGUGCUUGAUUGGCUACCUCAUUAGUGUGGCAGUACAGCAAUACUUGAAGCAUCAGAAUCCAGUGGAAGAAAACCAAGCAGCCCAAAGGAGACAAAGCCAGGGACGAGACAAUGCAGCAUACGAAGCACCAGCAUAUGAGGAGGUGGUGGCUACCGGCUACUUAUCUGAAUCCGCGCCAACAAUCUGGACCAUCACUUCCAGCCCUGGAACAACUCUGGGGGAGCCCCCACCCUACAGUGUGGUUAUUGAGCCUCCUGCCCACGGAGAGACAGUGGUGGGGUCCUUCAGUGUCUCAGUGGCACCAGGUGCACGCCGUGCCUCUGAGGCGGACUUGCACUCGAAGGUUCACCUCAGAUUGGUACUUCCCCCGAGAUUGCAGCGGGUGGUUUCAGAUACCCACGAACUCAAACGGAUUGAAGACCGGCCGGAACGGAUUGAGCCGCUCACUCCACCCCCUGCUUAUGAGAAUGCGACAGAGGACGAGGUCUUUGAGGAAGAUUUCCAGCCCUCCAGAGUAUGACUCAAAAGACUAGAAACUGGCCAUGUUCCCAAACUGCUUCCUUCAAACUUGUGAGGAUCUUGACUACUGCACUGCACUAGGUAUCUGAAACAAAGGCUGUAUAUAGCUCAACUCCUCCUCUUUGUCCACAUUUUGCAAGAAAUGUACAGUAUCUGCUACAGGCAUGCUGCCGUGAGAGGUCUUCCCUGUUCUUUGGUGGCGACGUCGGGUUAAAACAGGAUCUUCUGACAUUCUGUUAUGUGGCCUGACAUUCUCAUAAUGUCAUUUGCAUGUUCUUGGCCUUGUUAUAGAGGCUGCUUGGAAACCAGGACUGGAGAUAGUUGGACUGGCUGGUAAGGGUUCCAAAGAGACAGAUUCUGUGAAUUGCUGUGGAUAUGAACAGCCAAACACCCUGUCCCAUAUACAGACAAUAUGUAAUCAAUACAGAAUUGGGGAAGACUGGUAAAGAAGGCAUCAAUGAACUGUGGAUGGCUAAAAAGCAUCCAGGAUUUACAUCUCUGCACUGAAUCAAAUUGAUUACUUAAAAUAUUCUGCAAUAUUCUAAUUUGUUCUUCCUCAGGCAAUCAGGAUUUGAAAUAAAUCAGAUGUGAAUACUUGGUUGCUCUGAAUAUAUAGCAAUUUCUUAUGGAGACUGUGGGCUAAGACUAUUAAGAAAUUCGCCAAAUGUAAUAUAAUAAUUAGUUAGGCAAUCCAUAUUUCUUUAUUGAUGAACCACCUGGGUGUUAAAGAUGUAAAAUUGUGUGCCCUGAUGGUAUAAAAACACACUGGUUGCAUAAAAGUGAAUAAUGAAACAAAAAGGUUUCUGCCUUGCAGGACUUAAAAAAAAGUUGUCUGGUGAAUAAAAUAUUAAAAUUUAAAUCCAACUGUUAAUCUAAUCUAGAGUAGUCUCACUGAAUUAAGGGAAUAGACACUGAUUUAUCAAAUCCUGUUGAUUCAAUAAAUCUUGUCUCGGGCAAUAACAAAUGAAUUUAGCCCUUAAUCAGUGAAAAUUAUAUGAAUCCAAAUUUAUGUUGGUUAUGUAUCCAAAUAAUGUAUAAUGGCUGAAAUCCCAUUGCUUAGCAUACUAAAUUGCACUAGAUUAGGCCCACUGAAUCAGUGGAGAUUUGUUGAGUCUAUUCGUCCACAGGUUUCAUUGCUUCCAAUAGGCCUACUCUAAUUGCGACUUCCUUAAGCAUUUUAAGUUGCAACUAGAGUAGGCCCAUGUGAAUCAAUGGAACCUACAGGAGAGUUGACUCAUUGAUUCAGUAAUCUGCUCUAGUGCAGUUCACUAUGCUGAGCAACAGAAUUUCAGCCAGUGUAUAGAAAAUCACGUUUGGCAUACAACAUCCAAAACAAUAAAUGGAUGGAAUACAUUAAUUGAGCAAGUUUUUUUUCUUCAACAUUGCAAGCAGUAUGACUUCAGGAAUAUUUUGAAGCAGAAUAUUAUCCAAAUAGUUAUUGUGCUUAUUUUUCUAAAUGUCAUGUACUCUCUGGUGGAAAAACGCAAAGGCAGGCUGAGGUCAGGUGAGGGGUAUCUGUGGAAACUGGUAAAAAAAAACAGAUGAAGAAGGAGUUUUACUACAUUUGGUCCACUCAAGCUGGAUCAUGACUAGGUAAACAAAGGAUUUACUCCUUUGCAUAGGCUUUUGCUCUAAUUCUAUGUGAGUAUGCUUUCUCCAGACAAUGAAUACGCUCUUAAGAAUGCUUACUCAGAAGUAAAUCAUAUAUGAGAUACCUUGGAGAUACCUAAAGGAAUUGAUGGUUGUUGUAGGUUUUUCAGGCUCUUUGGCUGCGUUCUG